GCAGAGGAGACAGAAGACGAAAAAAGGAGGAGGAAGACAAAGAAGUCGGGCAGCUGUACACAAAUCAGGAUUUCAACAGCAUCCUUUUAUUUACGGCAGCAGUAUGGCUGAAGGCUCAGUGUCUCUAGCAGAGGUGGAGACCUCCUUCCAGAAGUUUGCAGUCCAUGGAGACACUAAAGCCAGCGGAAAGGAGCUGAAUGGCAAGAACUUUGCUAAGCUCUGCAAGGACUGCAACAUCAUUGACGGCAAGAACGUCACAACUACAGAUGUUGACAUAGUUUUCAGCAAGGUCAAGGCAAAGUCGGCUCGUGUAAUCACAUUUGAGCAGUUCAACCAGGCCUUGACAGAACUGGCUCCCAAACGCUUUAAAGGCAAAAGCAAAGAAGAGUCCCUUCAGCAGCUUUAUGGUCUCAUUGUUGGUAAGGAGCCUGCCAACAUCGGAGUCACUAAAGUGGCAAAGGCUGCAGCAGUGGACAGACUAACCGAUGCUACCAAGUACACUGGAGCGCACAAGGAGCGGUUCGACGAGUCAGGCAAAGGAAAAGGAAGGGCCGGGCGCGAGGACAUUCCUGACAACAGCGGCUAUGUGGGAGCUUACAAGGGCAGUGGCACUUAUGAUCAAAAAGUGAAAGAAGCAUAAUUCUAUCAGAGGGUGAAACUUUGUUUCAAUAACUUAAAAAAGGAGUGUUAAAAAAACAACACGAUUAACUGGCUACUCAAGACAAUUUUUUAUUUUUCAAGACAAAACCAAUACUCUGUAUAGGUAUGUCUUGUGGGCCUUGUUUUCAUAACACUUGUUGGAUCCAUGAGAAAAAAUGAAAUAAAGGAAAAAUAUAUAUAAUUGGACUUUUAAGUAUUCCAACCAGAAUGAACAUUUAAAAGAAACCUAUUCUUGAAAAUAUUCCAAAGAUAAUGCAAAUGCUCAGCUGCACUGAGUGCAGAGAAUUAUGGGUCAUAGCAUGAACAACUGAUUGUGCUCUGUAUGUUUUCUGUGAUUUUAAACAGACAAAAAGAUAAAACUAUGCUUGUAGCCACGGUAGCUUAUAAACACUAACUCUGCUUGUACUACAGCUUGACACUGUGCCUUAGUAUACUAUAUAGCCACUAGCAUGAAUGCUGUACAUCAUUGUGCUUUUAUUCUCACUAAUCUUCAUGCAAUGGAUGACACUUUAGGUGAUUUUAAGAAAUAACACUCCUCCUCCCUUGCUAAGCUUUAGAGUUCAGUGCCUUUUGCUACAUGACCAAUCAGUGGCCAUUAUUAUUCUCAUGGAAUUUAUUCAUAUCAGUAAAUUGCAUUUAUAUUUUCAAGAGAAAAACAUAACAAGCCGUGAAGAACACAAACAUAUAUUGCAAUGAUGAAGCUACAGUGCAAGAUCUAGUCUUUUCCACUUUUUUUUAAACUUACUGUCAUUAUGCUGCUAUUCCUUAUGCUCAUAAAAUGCAUCUUUUUGCUGUUUUAGUUCUGAGGGUAAAUCAGUUAAGAAUGUAUCAUCAAUAUGAUGGUUUCAUGUGGUUACAUAUUAUUAUAUUAUACUAUUUUAUAUUUCAGUGACCCACAUGGGAUGCUGCAAUGUAUGACAGUAUACAUUAUAAUCCCCUCAAGACCAAAUUCUAGUCCCUGACACUAACUUUAACAAAUACAGUGCUGGGUUGUAGCUAAGAUAUUGUACAAUUUAACCACCAUGUGCUAUGAUACAUAUUGUGCAUACUUUUCUGUUGCAGCCUUGCUACCCAUAUCUUGAGAUGAGAUGUUCAAAACUGAAUUGUUUUUAUUUUUUUGUUUUUUAUUCUCACAACAAUCUGCAUUGACUUUAUGUAACAGGUUACAUGAAAACAUGGUCACAUUUUAAUUAGCAGAAAAUAAAAGGAAAGAAUUUCUUAAGCAUGUGUUAUGAAUAAUAGUUUAAAACACUGAAGAUUAAAGCCAAUAACCCUCACCUGAGAUCUGCUGAUUUCCAGAAAUAGCUAGGAUACAGUUUCCAACAUAAAGGGCCCUGGUAGAACAAUAAACAAUCUGUAUACACUCAUCCUUCUUCCUGGACCCUCCUUGUAAUAUGACACUGAUGGCAUUUAUGGGGGAUUCAUAGGACCAGUUUUAACAAUGCUCAUUGUAUGGUGCACAUGUCUAAAGAUAGCUUACCUCCUCUAUAUCUCACACUAUAGGCCUGAGCUGAUAAGAAUCACCUGGGUUUUGUGUGGAUAGUGCCAUUGAAUUUCAUAAUAGCCUGUAUUCUCUGCAUUGCUCAACUCAUGAUUCACUAUAAUCACUGAGAUCGCAAAACAUAUCACAAAACAUAAUGAAGAAGUAAUCCAAUAAAUUAAUUCAAUAA
Plectropomus leopardus (leopard coralgrouper) is the source of this 2330-nucleotide messenger RNA. RefSeq names its product tubulin polymerization-promoting protein family member 2 (gene tppp2). Gene Ontology annotation, molecular function: tubulin binding. Lineage: Eukaryota; Metazoa; Chordata; Actinopteri; Perciformes; Serranidae. The record is from RefSeq and is a predicted model, not a curated record. Gene Ontology annotation, biological process: positive regulation of protein polymerization; microtubule bundle formation; microtubule polymerization. Gene Ontology annotation, cellular component: microtubule.